Molecule: messenger RNA, 480 nt
Organism: Salvelinus namaycush (lake trout)
Lineage: Eukaryota; Metazoa; Chordata; Actinopteri; Salmoniformes; Salmonidae
Product: neuroglobin-2
Exons: 4
Coding region: 1-480 (159 amino acids)
Molecular function (GO): heme binding; oxygen binding
Source: RefSeq, a predicted model, not a curated record
AUGGAGAAGCUGACGGAGAAAGACAAGGAGCUGAUCCGAGGCAGCUGGGAGAGUCUUGGCAAGAACAAAGUUUCACACGGAGUCGUCAUGUUCUCCAGACUGUUUGAACUAGAGCCUGCACUCCUCAACCUCUUCCACUACAACACAAACUGUAGCCCCACACAAGACUGCCUCUCCAGCCCUGAGUUCCUGGACCAUGUCACAAAGGUAAUGCUGGUGAUCGAUGCAGCAGUCAGUCACCUGGACGACCUCCAUACCUUGGAGGAUUUUCUGCUCAAUCUGGGGAAGAAGCACCAGACAGUUGGGGUUAACACCCAGUCUUUUGCUGUGGUGGGGGAGUCCCUUCUCUACAUGUUGCAGUGUAGUCUGGGUCAUGGGUACACUGGCCCACUGCGUCAGGCCUGGCUCAACAUGUACACCAUCGUAGUGGCGGCCAUGAGCAGAGGAUGGGCCAAGAACGGGGAACACAAGACUGACUGA